AUGAGUCCUCCACUGCUGAAGCUUGGUGCUGUUCUUAGUACCAUGGCAAUGAUCUCUAACUGGAUGUCCCAAACUCUCCCAUCUCUGGUAGGACUAAAUACCACCAGAAUAACCACUUCAGAUACUCUAACUCAGAUUAGCCCCAAGGAAGGGUGGCAAGUUUAUAGCUCAGCCCAGGAUCCUGAUGGCCGUUGCAUUUGCACUGUGGUUGCACCUGAACAAAACCUAUGUUCAAGAGAUGCCAAAAGCAGGCAGCUCAGACAGCUGCUAGAGAAGGUUCAGAAUAUGUCCCAAUCUAUUGAAGUUUUAAAUCUACGGACUCAGAGGGAUUUCCAGUAUGUUUUAAAAAUGGAAACACAAAUGAAAGGGCUGAAGGCCAAGUUUCGGCAAAUUGAAGAUGCGAUGACAAAGCAUUUUCAAGAGUUGAAAGAAAAGAUGGAUGAGCUCCUGCCACUGAUCCCAGUUCUGGAACAAUACAAAACUGAUGCCAAAUUAAUCACCCAGUUCAAGGAGGAAAUUAGGAAUCUGUCUACUGUCCUCACUGGGAUUCAGGAAGAAAUUGGUGCUUAUGACUAUGAGGAACUACACCAGCGUGUACUCAGUUUAGAAACCAGGCUUCGAGACUGCAUGAAAAAGCUCACAUGUGGCAAAUUGAUGAAAAUUACAGGCCCCAUUACAGUCAAGAUAUCUGGAACGCGAUUUGGAGCCUGGAUGACAGAUCCAUUAGCAUCAGAGAAAAAUAACCGAGUCUGGUACAUGGAUAGUUACACUAACAAUAAAAUAGUCCGUGAAUACAAAUCAAUUGCAGACUUUGUCAGUGGGGCGGAAUCAAGGACAUACAACCUUCCAUUCAAAUGGGCAGGAACCAACCAUGUUGUCUACAAUGGCUCCCUCUAUUUCAACAAGUAUCAGAGCAACAUCAUCAUCAAAUACAGCUUUGACACUGGGCGGGUGCUUGCACAGCGUAGCCUUGAGUAUGCUGGCUUUCACAAUGUCUACCCUUACACCUGGGGGGGCUUUUCUGAUAUUGACCUGAUGGCAGAUGAAAUUGGGCUAUGGGCUGUGUACGCCACCAACCAGAACGCAGGCAACAUUGUCAUCAGCCAGCUAAACCAGGAUACGCUGGAGGUGCUGAAGAGCUGGAGCACAGGCUACCCAAAGAGAAGUGCUGGAGAAUCCUUCAUGAUCUGUGGCACCUUGUAUGUUACUAACUCUCACUUAACAGGAGCCAAGGUCUACUAUUCUUAUUCCACAAAAACCUCCACUUACGAGUAUACAGACAUUCCUUUCCAUAAUCAGUAUUUUCAUAUAUCCAUGCUUGACUACAAUGCAAGAGAUAGAGCUCUCUAUGCCUGGAAUAACGGACAUCAAGUCCUGUUUAACGUCACUCUUUUCCACGUCAUUAAAACUGAGGACGACACAUAAUUCCUUCCCUUUCCCUCACCUCCCUCCCUCAAAGCAGUGUCAUUUGUGAGAAACUCUAAAAGCAUCCAUCUCUCUCAGUUCCUGUUACUUUACAUUUCUUUUUUCAUUAAGGAAAAGCAACAUUUUCUACCAUAUAAUGCAUUUCAAAUAUGGCUGAGCCUGUCAAAAAUGACCUGUUGGAAAUAAAAGCAUCCUAACUCAUGAUUCUACAAGGUCUGUCAAGACCUUGUCUUGAAAAGCACUAAAGAGGAUUUAAGUGGCUAAAGACAGUUUUUAAAAGAUUAUGAUCUGCCUUAUUUUAGAGUCGGAGACUAAUGGUGGCUUAGAUGCAUGAAUGUCUUUUUUUACCUCAUUUUUAUUUUUAAUCUUUUGCUCAACUUCAGGAAAUAUUUUGGUAGUGUCAGACACAUAUUGCACAUUGUAUUUUUUUAUUUAUUCCAAAAGAAAGAUUUAGGAAUUUAAUUUACUUGGACAUGGAGUAUGAUUCAUUUUGCCAUCACCAAAUUUCAGAUGUGGUGCUGUACAGUAUGUUUUUAAAUCUCUUGCAAACAUUUUAUCGACAGUAUGUAUUUCUACCAUUGUAACCACCAUUGUGCAAUUGUAUCUCUUCACUUAUGUGAAAGUAAACUAAGUACUAUUUUUUAUAAAAGAUAUUGAAGCUUAAUUGUA
Molecule: messenger RNA, 2094 nt
Organism: Leptosomus discolor (cuckoo roller)
Lineage: Eukaryota; Metazoa; Chordata; Aves; Leptosomiformes; Leptosomidae
Gene: OLFM3
Product: olfactomedin 3
Biological process (GO): signal transduction
Source: RefSeq, a predicted model, not a curated record